AUGGGGGGACAUUCUCAAUCAUCCUCAUGCCCCGCGAUGAGCACUGUCGCCCAAGAAUCCCACUACUUGUCUCCUGAGAUCUUGUACUCCACGGCAGAAAUACUCUUCCCUGUGACUAGUGUGAUCAGUUUAUCUCUUCUGGGUCUCAUCCUCGUCUAUCGGUCCAUCAAGCAGUGUCGGAGGACGAGACACGCUCUUGUUUGCAAAGCCAAGCAACAACACCAAGAGAGGAACCCCUGGUGUGACUCUGUCAGAAUGGAGAAGGGCGAGAUCGCCUCAGUGGGCUCGCGACCUCUGACUGCAUGCGAUAUCCUGCGACCGCUUUCACAGACUAGCUGUUUACCGAGCAGUGGGGUUCUCGCUGCGAAGGCUCGAGAGGAGCAAAGUCGACGCUUAGCUUCUGGCGAAAGUGUUCCAGCCUCUUGCGUUGGUGAAAGCGACUCGGUACAGAAGUGCAAUGCAAUAACUGGGCAAAUGCAUGAGGAGGGUGUUGAUGGAGUGCGGACUUGGAAGCGGGUCGUUGUGGAGUAUAGGUAG
Penicillium bovifimosum is the source of this 537-nucleotide messenger RNA. RefSeq lists its product as uncharacterized. The transcript is spliced from 2 exons. The coding region runs from base 1 to 537 and encodes 178 amino acids. Lineage: Eukaryota; Fungi; Ascomycota; Eurotiomycetes; Eurotiales; Aspergillaceae. The record is from RefSeq and is a predicted model, not a curated record.